This is a messenger RNA of Fonsecaea multimorphosa CBS 102226, 1926 nucleotides long. RefSeq lists its product as uncharacterized. The record is from RefSeq and is a predicted model, not a curated record. Bases 1 to 1926 code for a protein of 641 amino acids. The transcript has 2 exons. Gene Ontology annotation, molecular function: flavin adenine dinucleotide binding; NADP binding; N,N-dimethylaniline monooxygenase activity. NCBI's taxonomy places the organism in Eukaryota, Fungi, Ascomycota, Eurotiomycetes, Chaetothyriales, Herpotrichiellaceae.
AUGGCGAUACUGGUCCAGGGAGCGCCGAUCCAAGGAUCUGAGGACCGAUUGAACACAAAAGUGGCCGCUAUUGUCGUUUCUCCCAUGACAGACCAGGAACCUGCUGCACCAAACCGCUCAACUCGGGUUGAACACGCCCAGGCGCCGAUAAAGAGCCAGAACGAAAUACCUGCUGUUGGACCUGCGCCUCCUGCCAAGCUGGUCGAGCCCACGCCCACAGAAGCAUACCGAGAGAAAUCUGUUAUUGCUUACGAGUUGUCGAAACUUCCAUUCAAGACACCACGACAACUUAAGGUCAUUAUGGUUGGAGCGGGAGUCAGCGCUCUUUCGUUCGCACACGACGUGAAGGUGGGACGGCUGCAGAACAUCGAGCUGCAAAUCCUGGAAAAGAAUGCUGGACUGGGAGGAACAUGGUUCGAGAAUCGUUAUCCAGGAUGCGCAUGCGAUAUCCCCAGUCACAAUUAUCUGUUCUCCUGGGCCCCGAAUCCAGACUGGUCAUCGUACUAUGUCACGGCACCUGAAAUACUCAAGUAUCUGGAAGACACCACGGACAAAUUUGACCUGAGGAAAUACAUCACGCUUUGUCGGAAAGUUGUUGGAGCUCGAUGGCUCGCUGAGCGACAGAAAUGGCAGAUCAUAAGUCGACAGACUGAUGGUCGAAGAAAUGCCGUGUCUUCUUUUGGCAUCAGCGAUGGCGAGGUGGGCGAGGAAAUCGUGGACGAGUGUGACAUUUUCAUCAACGCGAGUGGCUUCUUCAAUCACUGGAGAUGGCCUGCUCUACCUGGCCGGGAAUCUUUCAAAGGCACCAUAGUCCACAGUGCGAAUUAUGAUCCCAGCAUUGAUUUGCGCAACAAGCGGGUGGCUGUCAUCGGUAAUGGAUCCUCGGGCAUUCAAGUCACGACAGCCGUACAAAAGGUUGCCUCUCAUGUGUCGGUCUUUGUCCGUAACCCGACUUAUAUUACGGCGAAUUUCGGGUCCAAGUAUAUUCCAGACGGUGGCAAAGACCUCUUGUUCAGUCAGGAGCAGAAAGAUCUUUGGAGGAAAGAUCCUCAAGAAUACCUCCGUUUUCGCAAAGCAGUGGAGAAGGAACUUAACAUUCGCUUUGGGACCUAUAUCCGCGGCACGCCUCAGCAACGAUAUGCAAGAGAAACUACCGUGCAAGACAUGCGACAAAGACUUGCUUCCAAGCCGGAGCUGGCAGAGUUAUUAAUUCCCGACUUUGCGCUGGGCUGUCGAAGGCCGACACCUGGAACCGGGUAUCUCGAGGCUCUUUGCUCUCCCAACUGCGAGGUGGUUUGGGGUGAAUUGCGUCAGUUUACAGAAACGGGUAUCGAGUCGGCCAACGGUACGAAGCGUGACUUCGACGUCAUCAUCUGUGCCACAGGGUUCGACAUCUCUUUUGUCCCAAGAUGGUCGAUCAUCGGCAGCGACAAUAUCGACCUCCGCUCAUCAUGGGCAAAAAACCCGGCGUGCUAUAUGUCCUGUGUGGCCCCGGAUAUUCCCAACUACUUCACCUAUCUCGGGCCCGGAAGUCCCGUGGGAGCGGGCAGCCUGAUCACCGCAAUUGAGCGGGUGACCUUGUAUAUCAGCGAUAUAUUGAGAAAGCUUCAAACCGAGAACUACAGCUCUUUUCAGCUGAAAGCCGGCAAGGCCGAGGCAUAUCGAGAACACAUGCAUGCAUGGCUCGAAAAGACUGUUUGGAAGGACAAUUGCAGCAGCGCUCUCAAGAAUGGCAGACGUGACGCACCCUUGGAUGCCUUAUACCCUGGCUCACGAGCGCACUUGUUCGAGUUACUGAAAACUCGUCGCUACGAAGAUUUUGAUUGGGUGUCCCGUUGCCCUGAGUCAGAGCUUGCUUUUGCUUGGUUGAACAAUGGUUUCUUGGAGCACGAGUAUGAGUAUAAUGACGACUUUGACGAUUCGUGA